This is a messenger RNA of Styela clava, 1712 nucleotides long. RefSeq lists its product as uncharacterized. Gene Ontology annotation, cellular component: extracellular region. Lineage: Eukaryota; Metazoa; Chordata; Ascidiacea; Stolidobranchia; Styelidae. The record is from RefSeq and is a predicted model, not a curated record.
AAUAAACUGCUCUAUAUACAUAUACCAAUAUAGUUGAUUAAAUAAAACUGAUAUAUAUAUUCGAAAAAAUUCGAAAAAACGGCAAAUAUAGAACUAUCAUAUAUAUAUAUUAAAACGUGUUAUACUAUUUACGCUGAGGGAAUGGGAAUUAUUAAACCCAACAAAUAAUAUAAACGACGGAUGCAACAAAAAAAUUCAAAUAAAGUGAAUUUUCAUCCCGUAUUUAACUACUGUACCUCGAAAUCCCGACGUCUUAUUAUCAUGUUCAGAAAUCUUUGCCUUAUGACGUAUACUUGUUGUUUGAUGAUGUAUGAUUGGCAGGAAGCGUUUUUUCAGAAUCUAUGAUAAUAUCGCACAUGAUCGUGGUGGUACUAACGAUCAAAAUACUUCGUGACCUCGAGCAGUACCAUAAAUAUUUCACAUCAGAAUGAAAGCAUUGUUUUUAAAAACAAAAGAUUGAUGACAUAGCACACUGAAAAUGGUGUACUUUUUAUAAGAUUGGUAACAGCAGUUAGUCACUUAUCAGAUUGUGAAUAGUAGCCUAAUAAUUCAAAUAACGAAUAUCAUUUCAAUAAUUAUCAGAGAGUUUUCUAUUGCUAAAGAACACAAAAUUUAAUCUACUUUGUAGUUUUUUAAAUAUUUAUCUUAUAAAUCGCUGCGUGAAUAUGUUUCCGUUUACAAUUUUGUUAUUGACUUUUUCUUCAACCUGGUUGUCAACAUGCUGUAUGAAGCUAUCGGACGCUCAAAAAAAAUGCUACGUGAAUUCAACCUACUACGAAGAAGGGGAAACGUUCGGCCACACAUUCAAAGGAUCGCCAUGUAAAUUUGAAUGCACAUGUGUAAUUCGAAAAAUUAAAAAUCUCUGGAUUCCUACAGGGGCAUGUGUUCACAGAUGUCCUCCAAUGAGUUAUCCACCUGGAUGCGAACCCGUUUCAGACGAAUGUUGUGCAAGGUCUUAUAUAUGUCCCGAUGGAGAGAAGUGUCAAGAUAAAGAGACUGGUAUGAUGUAUGCCAUUGGUGAAACCUGGGAACGAACAACAACGGAUUCAUCAUGUGAGUGUACAUGUUUUGGGGAAAGAGUUGGAAGACAUCAAUGCAAAUGUAUCAAAACUAUUCCAAUAAAUUUUAUGGAAGAGGAGUAUAAAGUAGAACCAACUAAAAUACCUUGCGAAGAAGAUGAUUCGCAAUCUUGCUCGGCAUGCCCUUUGGGAAUGACAACUUGUCCAAUUCGCGGAAAAUGUGAAAGAUGGCCCUACAUGUUUGAAGGAAUUAGUAUGGAAUGCACUUGUUAUGGACCAGAAGGAACUCGAUGUGCUUCCAGAAGGGAAGAAGAUAGACGUAGGGACAAAGAGGGCGAAGUUGAACAAUUUGUAGAGGAAGGAAAAAAUCGUAGAAAGAGAUCGCAGUCAGUGCCCAGUGUUAUAGAAUUGUAUAUAUACGAAGACCAAAGUAAAACCGUCGAACCAUCUUAUACAAGAAUAAACAAAGAUGCAAGAACGUUUCCAGACGAGAACUAAGAAUUGUAAUAGAAUAAAGAGUUUAUAGCUUUGUGAUCAAAUGCGAAUUUUGAUAAUACAAAUGUUUUUCAAAUUUUGUUUUAUACGUGUUGUUGAUACAAAUAUUUUCUUGUUUGCUUUUAUAAUAGUGUAUGUUAAACUAUCAGUGUUGAGUCCAAGUUUUUUACUUUGCAAAAUAUAUCGUUUUUCUGGUAA